Molecule: messenger RNA, 3183 nt
Organism: Rotaria sp. Silwood2
Lineage: Eukaryota; Metazoa; Rotifera; Eurotatoria; Philodinida; Philodinidae
Source: the annotation of a GenBank genome assembly
AUGAACUAUAUUCAGCUUUAUAUUUAUUUUCACCUUUUUACGAUCAUAACGACACUUUUAUAUCCAUGUCAAUAUAUCGAUUCAAAUGAACAUAUAUUAAAAUGUGAUAUAUGUAAAUGUUUAUCAUCACCAUCAAUUUAUUUAACUUCAAAUCUUUGCUCAUUAACAUCAUCACUAACUUGUGUGAAUAACUCAAAUGAAGAAUUAUUACGUUCAAAACUUAAUGAAAUAACUCCAAUAUCUUUUCAAUUCGAAAAACAAAUUGAAUUUCAUAAUUUUAAUCAUGACAUAAGAAAUUAUGAGCAAUUAUGUUUCUUUAAAAAUUUUUCUCAAUUAACAUUUUUUAAUUUAAUAUUUAAUUUUUCAUCAAAUCAAAUACCAAAAUGUUUAUUAAGAAUUUCAUCAUUACGUUUUAUGAAUUCAUUUAUUGAAAAUCAUAAUUAUUUAUCGGAAAAAUUAAUUUUUUAUAAUACAACUUUCAAUAUAAUGCAUUUAAAUUUAAUUUCAACAAAAAUAUUAAUUUUUCAUUCAAUUAAAUUUUUAAUUAAACCAUUUGAAUUAAAUUCCUUAAUAUCAUUAACACAUUUAACUGUAACAUAUACAGAAGAUUAUAAUUUAAGUGGUUCAUUUCCACAUCUUUCCUAUCUUAAUUUAUGUCAUACAAAAUUAAAUGAUGAACAAUUAAAUAAUAUAUUCUCUCAAAUAAAUAUUCCAGAUUUAACAACAAUGAUAUUAUCAAAUAAUCAAUUAACAUUUAUAUCAAAUAAAUUUCCAUCAACAAUACGUUAUUUAGAUUUAUCAAAAAAUCAAAUUAAAUCUUUAGAUUAUUAUUCAUUUAAAUCAUUAUAUUCAUUAAAUAUAUUAAAUUUAAGUUAUAAUUCACCAUUAGAAAUACAACAAGAUACAUUUUCACGUAUACCUUAUUUAGAAAUACUUGAUUUAAGUUAUUCGUUACCAACAUUAUCUUUUGAUGAUUUAUUUUUACCAUUACAAAAACUUAGACAUUUAAAUAUUUCAGGAAAUUAUUUAGAUACAUUUCCACAUUUACCUACACCAUAUGAUGCACAUAGUAUUGAAAGUUAUGAUCAUCAUUUACCUGUUCUAUAUGUUGAUCUUUCGAAAAAUAUUUUCGAAAAAAUUGAUUUCGAAAUAUUUUCAUCAUCAUCAACACAAGAUAAAUAUAUUCUAUCACUUAAUAUGAAUUAUAAUCGUUUAAAAACAUUAAAAUUUCCAUCAAUAUUAUUAAAUGAUACAAAACGUCGUGGACCAUUUAUUGAAUUAGAUAUUAGUAAUAAUCCAUUAGAGUGUGAUUGUAACUUAUAUGAAAGUAUUUUGAAUUUAUAUCAAAAUAAUGCAUCAUAUCAAAAACAAACUACUUUAAAUUUGUCUCCAUUAUAUCAACAAACACCGCCAGCAGGUUUUUAUCCAUCUCAUUCUAAUCAUUAUAUUCGAUCUCGUCGUCAAUAUAAUCUUGUACAAAAAAUCUUUUCGUCUAAUGCUUUUGCUAAACAAACUCGUGUUAAAUUCUUAUAUCUUUCUAAUUUAAAAUGUAUCGAUAUGAUUGAAUCAUCAAUUCAUCGAUCUUUCUUUGAUAUCAAUUCAUCAAAUAGUUUUUGUUCAUAUACAAAAUCUUGUCCAUCAACAUGUUUAUGUUGUUCAACAUCAUUCUCAACAAAUAAUUGUGAUUGUUAUUUAAAUUGUCCAAAUGAAUGUUCAUGUAAACAUUCAUAUGAUUUAACAAAUAAUUAUGUUAAUUGUUCUAAUCGUCAAUUAAAUAAAAUUCCAUUAAAUAUUCCAUAUUCUACCACACAUCUUUAUUUAAAUCAUAAUAAAAUAAAAUUAAUUGAAAAUAAUUUAACAUAUUUAAAUAAUUUAAAAUAUCUUACAUUAGCAAAUAAUUAUUUAGAAUAUUUAUCAAAUAAUGAUUUUUCUACAAUGAUUAAUAUGGAACAUUUAGAUUUAUCAACAAAUCAUAUUCAAAAUAUUGAAUCAAAAACAUUUUCUAACAUGGUCAAUCUUAAGAAACUUUAUUUACAUAAUAAUUUAUGGAUACCAAAAUUUUAUAAUGGCAAUAGAGAAUUACAAUCGAAUAUACGUUUAAAUCUUUUAACAUAUGCGAAUGGUUUAUCGUGUAAUAGAUCAAUAAUAUUUUCAUCAUUUCUUAUUGAACGACCACUUACAGCUACAGACUGUUGUAAUUAUUCAAAUACAGAAUCAUGUCAAACAACAAUACUUAAUAUGAAUAGCAAAGUUCUUGCACAUGAUAUUAAUUCAACAACAUCAAAUCAUUUGUUGAAAAUAGGAUUUCAUUUAAAAUAUAUUCUUAUUAGUUUUAUUUUACUUAUAUUCAUAUUAAUAUGUAUUUUAACAUUAUAUAUUUAUCGUAAAAAACGUCUAUUGUUUUUCAAACAAAGGUAUUUAUCUAAUGGUGAUAUAAAAAAAGAAGUAAAUCAUUGUCAUACAAAAGCUUUAAAUUCUCAUAAAGUAUAUAAUCAUCAAGAAAUUGAUAAUUCACUUUCUUAUACUGAUGAAGAUGAUUAUGCAUCAAUUCCAUUAACAAUAUCUCAAACAGAUUCAAGUUCUAGUAAUCGUUUUCAAACAAUUGUUCCACCACUUCCACCUCCACGACAAAUUCUUGUAAAUCGUCCUGCAUCACAUUCAUCAACAAUAUCAACAUCAAUAACAAUACAAUCAAUGAAAACUCGAAAUUCUUCAUCAUUAGCAACAACACGUUCAUGUUUACAAAUAAAACUUGAUGUUCUAGUACUUUAUUCAAUAAAUGAUAGUGAAUAUAUACAUGAAUAUAUUGGUAAAAGAAUUGAAUAUAUGUAUGGAAAACGUUUUAGUUUUUAUUUUAUACAUCGUGAUAGAAUGUUAGGUGAACUUGAUUGGUUAAUAGAAAAUUCAUGUGUAACAAUAUUAAUUUUACGUAAACCGUAUAAUUUAAUACAUGAUUAUAUGAAAAUUUUAUCAACAUGUUCAACACUUAAAUGUUUUAUUAUACUUAUUAAUAAUGAAGAAAAUCAUCAAAUAACAUCAAUAAAAGUACGAGAAAAAAUAGCACGAUUAUAUCAAACAUCAGAUAUAUAUGAAUGGAAUGCAAAUCCAAAUUCACUUAUACAUGAACAAUUAGAAUUAUAUCUUGAGCAAAAUUGUGGUUCAGCUACUUAUGUUUCUGAUUAA